Messenger RNA from Yamadazyma tenuis ATCC 10573, 824 nucleotides. RefSeq names its product phosphoglycerate mutase (gene GPM1). NCBI's taxonomy places the organism in Eukaryota, Fungi, Ascomycota, Pichiomycetes, Serinales, Debaryomycetaceae. Gene Ontology annotation, molecular function: intramolecular phosphotransferase activity. Gene Ontology annotation, biological process: glycolytic process. The record is from RefSeq and is a predicted model, not a curated record.
AUAAACUUAAACAAACACAAACACAAACAUAAAAUGGUUAAGUUGAUCCUCGUUAGACACGGACAGUCCGAAUGGAACGAAAAGAACUUGUUCACCGGUUGGGUGGACUGCCGUUUAUCCGAAGUGGGUGAGAAGGAAGCUCACAGAGCCGGGGAGUUGCUCCUGGAAGCAGGUUUACAAGUUGAUAUUUUGUACACCUCCAAGUUGUCCAGAGCCAUCCAAACCGCCAACAUCGCCUUGAGUUCGGCCGACCAAUUGUACGUCCCUGUCAAGAGAUCGUGGAGAUUGAACGAAAGACACUAUGGUGAUUUACAGGGUAAAGACAAGGCCGAGACCUUGGAAUUAUACGGCAAAGAAAAGUUCCAAACCUGGAGAAGGUCUUUUGACGUGCCACCUCCAGUCAUUGCCGACAGCUCCAAGUUCUCUCAAGCAGGUGACGUUAGAUACAAUGAUGUGGACCCUGCGGUAUUGCCAAAAACUGAGUCGUUGAAGUUGGUGAUUGACAGAUUGUUGCCAUACUGGCAAGACGAAAUCGCCAAGGACUUGUUGGACGGCAAGACUGUUUUGGUUGCUGCCCACGGAAACUCAUUGAGAGCUUUGGUCAAGCACUUGGAUAAAAUUUCUGAUGCUGACAUUGCUGGAUUGAACAUUCCAACUGGAAUCCCAUUGGUCUACGAAUUGGAUGAGAAAUUACAACCCAUCAAACCAGCCUACUACUUGGACCCAGAAGCUGCUGCUGCUGGUGCCGCUGCUGUUGCUGCCCAGGGUACUAAGAAGUAAUCUAUUUCUAUAUUAGUGUGUAGCUGAAAUUUAAAUCAACCUUG